This is a messenger RNA of Pseudoliparis swirei, 2249 nucleotides long. It is a transcript of the gene cfi, whose product is annotated as complement factor I. The record is from RefSeq and is a predicted model, not a curated record. Gene Ontology annotation, biological process: proteolysis. The transcript has 16 exons. Gene Ontology annotation, molecular function: serine-type endopeptidase activity; protein binding. Gene Ontology annotation, cellular component: membrane. The coding region runs from base 203 to 2182 and encodes 659 amino acids. Lineage: Eukaryota; Metazoa; Chordata; Actinopteri; Perciformes; Liparidae.
AACCAAACACGGUCGGGUUCAGACCGCGACCUUCAGGGCCCGGUCGCGACCUUCAGGGCCGGGGUCACGGUGCCGCCCCCCUGGUUACUGGGUGACGGGUUCUCUGAGCCAAUGAUUGACGGAUGAUGUCACCGGAGGGCAGCAGACGCUCGCCCACAGAACAAGGUUCUCCGUGUCUGCAGCGGAACGUUGGAUCAACGAGAUGAGGGCUUCGGUUCUCCUGCUGCUUCUCCUGGUUCGGAGCUCUGAAUCGCAAAGCUAUCAGCCCAAAUAUGAUACUCCAAACCACAUGGAGCAGAAAGCACAAGUCCCAGAGGUACCACAAGACCCCCCCUCAACCCCCCUGGUGACCAGCCUGGACCCCAUGGACCCCACAGACCCCAAGGACCCCAUUGACCCCAAGGACCCCAUGGACCCACCAUCCUCCAAGGAUCCCACAGUCCCCACGACCCCCCCGGCCUCUGAAGCACCCAAGGAAGACGAGUUUGUGGGUCCAGCCGAGUGUCUGCAAAAGAAGUUGACCCGUGCGUCAUGUGACCUGGUGUUUUGCCCUCCGUGGCAGCGCUGCACUGAGGGACGCUGCUCCUGCAAACCCCCGUACAUGUGUCCGGUCAGGGGGGAAGACACGGUCUGUGGGCUGGACCACCGGACCUACCGCUCCUACUGCCAGGUGAUGGCGGUGUCCUGCCUGAAGAAGGGAUCGGCCAUGUCACACUUCGGGGGGCGUUGUGAAGCGAGUCGUCCCAAGUUCAGCAGCAGCGUGGACGUGGCCUCCGGGGUCGUCACGCUCUUCCUCCCUGACGCCGAGGGUCCCGGAGGGGGGGAGAACCUGCUGGUCUGCCCGAAGCUCUGGAACAUGGCGGCCGCCAACGUGGCUUGCAAGAACAAGGAGAACCUACUCGGAGCAGUGACGGCCUACAAGAGAAACAACACUGACGUCAGUAAGUUGCCAAACCGCUGCGUUAGCGUCCGCUGCCAAGGUUACGAGACGUCGCUCGCCGAGUGCGUGAUCUACGACAAGCGAUCCGUUCACCGGAUGGUCGCCGCGGCAACGUGUCACACGGCGUCGUUGGCGCAGCGCGACUGCGGCUUCAGGUGCGCCAACACGAAGUGCGUCUCCGAGGACCAGACCUGCAACGGGGUCGACGACUGUGGAGACCACAGCGACGAGAUGUGCUGCAAAAAAUGCAGGAACGGAAGCUUCCGCUGCCGGACGGGCGUCUGCAUCCCGGGAGACGCGCUGCGAGACGGACAGCAGGACUGUCUGGACGGAGCGGACGAGGCCCAGAAACCACGCCCACUCCCAGCAGUGAGCCAGACAGAGUACAUCUCUCCCAGAACACAAACCCGUGGGGACCGGGCCCUCCUGGUCUCCAGCCUGCUCUGUGGGGUCCCUAACUCCUCCACGGUGGACUCGGUGCAGAUGGAGGAGCGGCGCCGCUUCAGGAGGGUUGUGGGAGGAGUCCCGGCCAACCCGACUCAGAUCCAGUGGCAGGUCGCUCUGGUGGAGAACAGGAAGGUGGACUGUGGGGGGGCCUUCAUCGGGGGCUGCUGGGUCCUCACGGCGGCCCACUGCGUCAGGCCCAACCCCCGAGCCUUCAAGGUGAAGUUCUCUCUGUGGAAGAAGUUCGGAGUUCAGGGAACGACGGACAUCGUCCCGGUGGAGGAGGUCCUCAUCCACCCGAGGUACGACGCCAACACCUACGAGAACGACAUCGCCCUGGUGCGGCUGGAGCCCCUCCCCUUCCUGCCUCACUGCGUGGAGGACAACCCGGCCGUGAGCGCCGUGUGCGUGCCGUGGUCCGAGCGCCUGUUCACGCUCAACCACACCUGCAGCAUCUCCGGCUGGGGGCGGACCGCAGACGGCCGGGCGGCGCAGGUGCUGCUGUGGGCCAACGUGUCCCUCAUCGCCGACUGCCAGAGGUUCUACGGGGACCGCUUCAAGCCCGGCAUGAUGUGUGCGGGGGACCUGGACGGCAGCGUGGACUCCUGCCAGGGGGACAGCGGGGGGCCCCUGGUCUGUGAGGACGAGCUGGGCGUGUCCUACCUGUGGGGCAUCGUCAGCUGGGGGGAAAGGUGUGGUCACCCAGGGUUCCCUGGAGUUUAUACACAGGUGGCGCACUACUUUGAGUGGAUCCGGCUUCACACCGGCUGGCCGGCCGUCACCAGGUUCAACUCCUGAUCAGAUGAUUGAUCUGUACUCCAUUAAAUAUUUAAUUAAAUACUUCAUUAAAUACUUCUUGUCAGUC